This is a messenger RNA of Magnusiomyces paraingens, 309 nucleotides long. RefSeq lists its product as uncharacterized. The coding region runs from base 1 to 309 and encodes 102 amino acids. Gene Ontology annotation, molecular function: beta-tubulin binding. The record is from RefSeq and is a predicted model, not a curated record. The transcript has 3 exons. Lineage: Eukaryota; Fungi; Ascomycota; Dipodascomycetes; Dipodascales; Dipodascaceae. Gene Ontology annotation, cellular component: microtubule cytoskeleton; cytosol. Gene Ontology annotation, biological process: tubulin complex assembly; post-chaperonin tubulin folding pathway.
AUGGCCCCGACUCCACUGAGAAUCAAGAUCAACGCUCUUAAUCGUCUCGUUAAAGAGGAAGGAUUAUAUCUUCAAGAAGCCCAGGAACAAGAGAUUCGAAUUCAGGCUCUGAGAGAAGCUGGAGCUGAUGAAUAUGAGAUUAAGAAGCAGAUUGAGGUUUUAGAAGAUACUAAAAAGAUGGUCCCUGAGAUCCGCAAAAAGAUCCAGUCAACACUUGAAGGUUUAAAGGCAGCUGGUGAAUCGGAUAACGAGGAAGACAAUGUUGCUGCCAAAGAAACCAUUAAAAAAGUCGAGGAAUUUCUCGCUUAA